AUGUCAGAGAAAGAAAUACCUAUUCUUAAGGCAUCCGAUUUGCCAGAGGAAAUUCAAACUAGAAUAUUUGAGUUGGCCAUCCUGGGCCUUAAGUAUAAGGUUGAAAAGGACUUGGCUGCAUAUCUUAAGAAAGAGCUUGAUCAAGCGUAUGGUCCCACAUGGCACGUAAUAGUAGGAAAGAGUUUCGGAUCCUAUGUUACUCAUGAACAGGGAUUCUUUAUCUAUUUCUAUAUAGGAGAAGUUGCAUUUUUAGCUUUCAAGGCUGGAUGA
This is a messenger RNA of Dujonia railenensis, 270 nucleotides long. The record is from the annotation of a GenBank genome assembly. Lineage: Eukaryota; Fungi; Ascomycota; Pichiomycetes; Serinales; Debaryomycetaceae.